AUGGCUCCGAUCGCACAGGGUCCUGACACCGACGCUCCGGCGCCGGGAAAUCAGUUUGCUCAAUUCGCCGCCGGUUGUUUCCCGAGCGUUGAAUUAGUUUACCAUAGGGUUCCGGGAGUGACUCAUACAGAGGUCGGAUAUGAACAUCGAAUCACGUAGAGGAACCCUUCUUACGAGGAUGCAUGUUCGGGAACAUCGAAUCACGUAGAGGUUGUUCGUAAUCAGUAUGAUCCUAAAGAGUGUAGGUUCGAGUCGCUUCUUGAGUUGUUCUGGUGGUCUAGGCAUGAUCCCACUACCUUGAAUCGUCAAGGGAACAAUGUGGGAAGCCAAUACAGAUCAGGGAUAUAUUACUACAACCCGGAGCAAGAUAAACUAGCACGCGAGUCACUAGAACACAUUGGCCGUCACCAGCAUCAGGUGGAUAGGAAGAUUGUGACAGAGAUCUUACCGGCUAAGAAAUUCUACCGAGCUGAAGAAGAUAACCAGCAAUACUUGUCUAAAGGAGGGAGGUUCGGACUCAAGCAAUCCAGUGCAAAAGGUUGCAACGACCCAAUCCGCUGCUACGGGUGA
This is a messenger RNA of Brassica oleracea var. oleracea, 570 nucleotides long. Its product is annotated as peptide methionine sulfoxide reductase A1. The record is from RefSeq and is a predicted model, not a curated record. Gene Ontology annotation, cellular component: cytoplasm. Gene Ontology annotation, molecular function: peptide-methionine (S)-S-oxide reductase activity. Lineage: Eukaryota; Viridiplantae; Streptophyta; Magnoliopsida; Brassicales; Brassicaceae. The transcript is spliced from 5 exons. Gene Ontology annotation, biological process: cellular response to oxidative stress.